GGCCUUCCCCUUCCAAACAGCCUUGGAAAGUCAGAACUAGCGCUCCACCCUGGGGUCCGCAAGACCUCCCUCUACCUUGGAUUCAUCCACCUCAUAAGUCUCGGGCAUCCAGCCCAAUAAGCUUCCUCUGCCGGGCGCCUCACAACAAAGAGCGUGCUCAUUGGCUCCUUUUGCUGUCCGCUGUGUUGCCCUAGCAACCAGGCCACGGAGACGCGGUGGUAGGGCCUCCAGGUCUCUGGCUCCCCUGCCUCGGGUCACUUUGUCAGCUCUGCUGUCUUUCGUCGUCGUCAUGUCGAUGCGGACGCUACCGCUGCUCUUCUUGAACUUGGGCGGGGAGAUGCUUUACAUCCUGGACCAGCGGCUGCGGGCCCAGAACAUCCCGGGAGACAAGGCCCGCAGAGAUGAAUGGACAGAGGUGGACAGAAAACGAGUGCUUCACGACAUCAUCUCAACCAUGUUCAAUAAAAACUUUAUAGAGGAACUGUUCAAGCCCCAGGAGCUCUACUCCAAGAAAGCCCUGAGGACUAUCUACGACCGCCUGGCUCAUGCCUCCAUCAUGAGACUGAACCAGGCCAGCAUGGACAAGCUCUAUGACCUGAUGACUAUGGCUUUGAAAUACCAAGUAUUGCUGUGUCCCCGUCCCAAGGAUGUGUUGCUGGUCACUUUCAAUCAUUUAGAUGCCAUCAAGGGAUUCAUCCGAGACAACCCAGCCCUCGUGCACCUCGUGGAUGAGACCUCCCAGCAGCUGAUUGAAGCGUACGGUGGUCUCUCUGCAGGGGAGUUCCAGCUGAUCCGGCAGACGCUCCUCACCUUCUUCCAGGACCUGCACAUCCGGGUGUCCAUAUUCCUAAAGGACAAGGUUCAGAAUUCUAACGGCCGCUUUGUGCUGCCGGUGUCUGGGCCUGUUCCCUGGGAGACCGAAGUUCCCGGGCUCAUCAGAAUGUUCGACCACAAAGGCAAAGAAGUGAAGAGGACAGAAUUCCGGCACGGCGGGAACUACAUCGCCGCGCUGAAGGAAGGCUCCUUUGAGCUGUACGGAGACCGAGUGCUGAAGCUGGGAACUAACAUGUACAGUGCGAACCGGCCCGUGGAAACCCACACGUCCGGAGCGUCAAAGAACCUAGCUUCACAGUCACAGCAAAGCAUUGCUCCAAACCCUCUUGCUAAAGAAGAGCUGAACUUCUUGGCCAAGCUGAUGGGAGGAAUGGAGAUUAGGAAACCCAGCGGCCCUGAGCCUGGGUUCCGGCUGAAUCUCUUCACCACCGAUGAAGAGGAGGAACAGGCGGCGCUGACCAGGCCAGAAGAGUUACCCCACGAGGUUGUCAACAUACAAGCUACUCAGGACCAGCAAAGGAACCAAGAGCUGGCCCGGAUCAUGGGAGAGUUUGAGGUCACAGACCAGCCUAGAUGGAGCGCCAGCAAGGGAGACGAUUUGCUGGCCAUGAUGGACGAGUUAUAGCCCCUGUGCUGACCAGGCACACUCCUCCCGCUGUGGGAGCAGCUGCCUGAUGAGGACCCCGGGGGAUGCCCAGGGAGCAAAAGGAUGCUGCUAGUUUUCCACUGAGUGAAGCCAUUACCUCUGGUUCCUGUUUAUGUUGGAAUGAACUGCGCAAGUCUCUCUCAGGGAGUACACUCUCUGGAAGGCACACACAUACACACGUUUUCAGCGAAAUAUAUUUGAGCUUUUAAAUUGGACCCUUCCCGUUUCCUCCUGGCUUCAUGACAGCCAGUCAAAGCAUCCUGGGCCACAGGUUCAAGCCUCAGAGUUGGAAAGGGGAGUUCCCAUUGCCGCUUUCAAGGACAGCCAUGGGGGCUGACAGCUCCCAGAUGCCUGAGAAUCGUCACAAAACUUCAGAGCUUUCUGGGAUUGGUUCUGCCUUGUGAGUUUGGAGUAAGAGGAAAAGGCAAUUGCCUCCAACAGUGGGGGCCCAGUUUAGACAGCCCUCCUGUCCCUGGCACACCGGGGACUGUGGCCUCAGAGGCAGGGGAAGCAAGGCUGUGUGACAGGAACACUCAGCUGGGUCCUGCGCAGAGCACGUGGGGAUCUGGAGUUCUCUGCACAUCCCUCCGUCCACACGUGCUGUGGGCCUCUCCCAUGCAGAGGUGCGCACCAAGGAAAUGCUUUGCUUUUCAGCAUGAGACGUGCUCCUCAGCCCCUGAGGCUUCCUCUGCCACUUUGGGCUCUUGCAUUCUUCUACAGAUGCCCAGCACGGCGCGCCAGGACAUCUGUCCCCUCUGCUUCGCCAGUGGUGGCCAAGCAAGGCCUUAAGUUGGAUGCGUAGGAGGCGCACAGUGAGUCAUUUUCCCUCCCGUGCACCAGAUGAGCUGCUUCUCUGGGCACGGCGCCAGGUCUGACUGAGGUCCCUGUGAAAUGUCAGGCUGGGGCUGCCUUCAUUGUUUUGGGAAGGGGUUGGGACUGAGAAAACUGGUGGGCUCAGAGCCAACCAAUGUCCAGGGGCCAGGGGCCAUUCAGCCCUGUGGAAGGAAUAUCCAGAAUGGCAGAGGCUAGGAGGGAAACUGAGCUGAGUUGGUCCAACCGCAGGGAACACGCGGGCCCCUCGCACCCGGCGAGAGCGGAGGCAGACGCAGUUCCGCAGGGUGAGGGCCAGGGAAGCUGUGCUUUGGCUUGCCGAGGCACAGUGUUUGGUCACAGAAAGGUAAACCCCAGAUGAACGUAAUGCACUCCCUGCCCAUGAAAGGUACGCUUCCUUGCCAUAAAGACGCCCCAGAAGUCCCGCUGGCGGGGAGAGUCAUGUCUCGUUGUAAAACACCUGUGACAGGCUU
Messenger RNA from Phyllostomus discolor (pale spear-nosed bat), 2784 nucleotides. It is a transcript of the gene OSCP1, whose product is annotated as organic solute carrier partner 1. NCBI's taxonomy places the organism in Eukaryota, Metazoa, Chordata, Mammalia, Chiroptera, Phyllostomidae. Gene Ontology annotation, biological process: transport. The transcript has 11 exons. Gene Ontology annotation, cellular component: cytoplasm; plasma membrane. The coding region runs from base 290 to 1459 and encodes 389 amino acids. The record is from RefSeq and is a predicted model, not a curated record.